Molecule: messenger RNA, 1655 nt
Organism: Octopus sinensis (East Asian common octopus)
Lineage: Eukaryota; Metazoa; Mollusca; Cephalopoda; Octopoda; Octopodidae
Product: cysteine and histidine-rich domain-containing protein 1
Exons: 10
Coding region: 36-947 (303 amino acids)
Source: RefSeq, a predicted model, not a curated record
CAUACAUACAUACAUAUAUACAUCCACUGUUAGCAAUGCCGAAAUGUUACAACAGGACGUGUGGCCAGGAUUUCGAUCCGGCUUCCAAUUCGGAUGAUGCCUGCCUCUAUCAUCCUGGAGAACCAAUAUUCCAUGAAGGGAUUAAGAAAUGGUCCUGUUGUAACAAGUCAAGCGUGGAUUUCACCGUUUUCCUUGACUUCCCAGGAUGCACCAGAGGCAGACACAACUCGACCCCCCUCCCGAAACCAGAAACCCCUAAAAUCGAGGAGAAAGAAGUUACUAUCCCCAAGAGCAUUGUUCCAGUAAAACGGCCGUCUGUAGACGAACCCACCAUACCAUUAAAGAUAAUUGUCAGAGACAGUUUGAACCAGUGUCUGCAGAAGAGAAUGGAAGAACUCAAUCUACAGCAAAACGAAACUGACGAGACUUCUGAGAUUGUGGUCGGAACCCCUUGUGCCAAUGCCUGCUGUGGCAAGAUUUAUGAGGGGGAAAUUUCCAAUAAGGAGAACUGUAAAUACCACCCUGGUACUGCUGUAUUCCACGAAGGAAUGAAAUAUUGGUCCUGCUGUGAAAUUAAGACAUCAGAUUUCUCGUCUUUCCUCAACCAACCAGGAUGCAAAAUUGGCAAACAUUUGUGGAAGAAGAAAACGGUUGAUGGCAAGACCUGCCGUUUCGACUGGCACCAGACUGGCUCCACUGUUACACUGACCAUUUAUGCCAAGUUAGUUGUACCGAAAGAAUCUUAUGUUGAAGUCAAUCAAGUGACGUGUGACAUCUACCUCAAGUACGAUGCCGGAAAGUUUGCAUUUGAGAAGAAGCUAGUCUUGUGUGGUAUCAUUGACCCACUGCAAAGUGCAGUGGAGAUGUCUGAGAAAAAAGUUGAGAUCAAACUGCACAAAGCUGAUUCUUCCGGCUGGGAAAACCUUGAACUGAAAGCCAAAUCUUAAAAGCCUACCAAAUGCCCACCAGGUGGCCUCAUCCAUCCAUGCUGUUUGUAUGUUGACCAUUUCAUCUUCAGCAUCCACCUCAAUCACACCUACCUCUUCUUUUGCUCUUAAACAGCUAAAAACCACCGAGUGAAAAAUAUGCAAACUUUCCACCCUUUCACAACCACCGAUUUAAUUUCUUGUGUCCCCUUUGUCCCCAAAGCAGACUUUCUUUAACUGUGGACCUUUCCAGUUAAACGGUUUCCAUGGAAAUCCUCUGCAUGCUUAGUAAUGGACAUUUUACGAAUGUCUUUUUUUACUUUUUUUUUUCACCUCCCCCCAUUUGAAAUCUUUCCUAUAAAAAAAAAAAAUUAAAAAAUUGUUGAUUUCUAACUGAAGAAACAAAACUCCAUCAUUUUAAUUUCAGGCAACAAAUAAAGUAUUUCAUGUGAAAAAAUCUUGCAUAUUUUUUGCUUCGUGGCCAAACAGAAUCAAUUUACAUUCACGUGCCCCUUAUUGUUAGCUGGUCUUUUUUUUUUUUGUUAUGUCAUGGUACUACUUACUGUAUCAACCUGGCUACUGGAUGUUACACAUCACUGGUCACAGUGCACUUUGUUGCUUUAGGACGAUACCACUCUACUGGCGAGGCAGGCGUGCCGACAUUUGGCAUGAACGAAAUGCCAGUCUGUCACAGGUUUACCCAUUUUGCAGCUGAGUUAACUGAAGUGA